AUGGCCAGCCCCAGCAAGCGUCAGAAGGUGGAUGCGGACACGGACGCUCGAGGCCGCAGCUUAGUGACCCUCCAAACCUCGGCGUCUAGCCUCUCGCUGGAUCCUGCAGGGGGCUCCAUAGCAAGCUUCCGCUUGGCUUCGUCGACGAACCCGCUUUGCUGGGACUCUGCGGUGCACGACCAGAAGGAUCCUUCAGAUUCUGCUCCGCGGCCCCUGGGUCACUUCCUGUGUCUGGAUCGAUGGGGCCCGCCCUCCGAAACCGAGCUUGCCAACGGCAUGCCCUACCACGGCGAAGCCUCAACAGCCCGCUGGGAUGUGCAGCCGGAGGGGCCGGAUGGUGAGGGCCUUCGCCUCUCGGCCAAGCUGCCUCUCGCCGGCCUCUCUGCAAAGCGGCGCGCGCGGCUCCUCGAAGUGACGGGUGCACUUGCCGACAAGGCAGCAGUGGCUGUCUUUGAGGAUGAGGUCCAGAACGAUGCGAAGCUGGGUCGCAUGUACAACAUGGUGCAACAUCCGAGCAUUGCGCCUCCCUUCUUGACGCGAGAGACUCGGGUGGAUUGCAAUGGCCUCCGUGGCUUCACGCAGUGUGCACGCGAAGCGGUAUCAGCGCUGUCCUGGGCGACACCGAUGAAGUUUCCGGAAGCUCGGGCGAGCAGCACCAGAGAUGCCAGGCAGAUGACUGGGGGACCGGAUGACGUGUUCAGCUAUGAGGUGGAUCCUUCCUGCUCCCACGGCUGGGUCACCUCCUAUACGGCCGAACAAAAGCUUCUUCUGGGCUACGUCUGGCCACGAGCCCACUAUCCCUGGGUGUCCCUGUGGUGCAGUUCUGCCGGAGAGGCUCCGAAGGCUAGGGGCCUGGAGUUCGGGACGACGGGUCUCCACCAGCCCUUUCCGGUGUUGUCUCAGCAUCCUCGGGUUUUCGACCUUCCGACUUUCGAGUACCUGGAUGCUGGGGAGAGCCGACAGAGGUCUUUUGCCUGCUUCCUCCUCAGCAUUUCCGAGGACUUUGCCGGGGUGGAAUCCGUGGCCGUUGCAUCGGACACCCUCGUUCUCUGCGAGCGUGGUGGCAGGUGA
Molecule: messenger RNA, 1071 nt
Organism: Symbiodinium sp. CCMP2592
Lineage: Eukaryota; Dinophyceae; Suessiales; Symbiodiniaceae
Source: the annotation of a GenBank genome assembly